AUGUCAGCACCUCUUGGCACCCGUGUGGACAAACGGGAAUCCGGGGGGCCGCCUGGCUGGACGCUGACCUGCCUCACUUUCUCGGACAUUCUCCUCAGAAUUCCGGCCUUGAGUGGCUGCAAAGAGCAGCUGCUGGACGACGGUGAAGCCACAAGCCCCGACCCAGGGGCUCCAGCCAGCCCUGCAAAGACCCGAGGCCUGACGGCGGCCCUCCUUACAGCCAGCACCGAGGCCGAGCACGGCAACACCAGGCAGACGGUCCUUGCAGGGGAGACCUCGCCCGGGACAGACAGGAUGCAGAGAUGGCCCUGGUCCUGCGGGGCACCAGGCCCCACGGUCACCACAGAGACAGCAGCCAGCCACAAGCAGAAACCCAAGUCCAGGACCCCGGGAGGCGUCCCUCCCUGGGCAGGCCGCACCUGCUUCAACCACCGCCGGGGACUACCCAAUUGGACCCAGGUCGGCGCGAAGAGAGGCAGGGGCCGAGAGGGGGUGGGAGAGCCUGCAGCCAGGCCAGAGCCUCUGACCACCCACCCGCCCCCAGACCUGGAUGACACUGAAGCUGCUGGGCCCCGGGCCGCCCUCCUGGAGAAGCACCUGCUGGAGGGAGAGAAACAGCUGCCCAGCCCCGGGCAGGGCCCCUUCUUCUACAUCGGGGGCACCAACGGGGCCUCAAUAAUCAGCUCCUACUGCAAGAACAAGGGCUGGCAGCGCAUCCAGGACAGCGGGCGGGAGGACUACAAGCUGAAGUGGUGCGAGGUCAAGAGCCGGGACAGCUACUGCAGCUUCCGGGAAGGGGAGCAGCUGCUGUACCAGCUGCCCAACAACAGACUCCUCACCACCAAGAUCGGGUUGCUCAGUGCCCUGAGGGUAUACUCGCGGGUCCUGAGCAAGAUCAACAAGGCAGCGUUGGGCGCCCAGGCCAGGGUCCUGAAAAUGGAAGAAUUUUUCCCAGAGACCUACCGUCUGGACAUCAGCGAGGAGAGAAAGGCUUUUUUCACCCUCUUUGAUGAUACCCAGAUGUGGAUCUGCAAGCCCACCGCCUCCAACCAGGGCAAAGGCAUCUUUCUGCUCAGGAACCAGGAGGAAGUCACUGCCCUCCAGGCCAAGAUCCAAAGCAUCGAGGACGACCCCAUCUACCGCAAGAUGCCGUUCCGCGCGCCCCAGGCACGCAUCGUGCAGAGGUACAUCCAGAAUCCACUGCUGCUGGAUGGGAAGAAGUUUGACGUGCGCUCCUACCUGCUCAUCGCCUGCACCAUGCCAUAUAUGGUCUUCUUUGGCCACGGCUACGCUCGCCUCACCCUCAGCCUUUAUGACCCCUGUUCCAGCGACCUCGGUGGCCACUUGACCAACCAGUUCCUGCAGAAGAAGAGCCCCCUCUACGUGCUGCUCAAGGAGAACACGGUGUGGAGCAUGGACCACCUCAACCGGUACAUCAACGACAAGUUCAGGAAGACCAAGGGCCUCCCCAGAGACUGGGUCUUCACCACCUUCACGAAGCAGAUGCAGCAGAUCAUGGCCCACUGCUUCCUGGCCGUCAAAUCCAAGCUCGAGUGCAAGCUGGGCUAUUUCGACCUCAUCGGCUGUGACUUCUUGAUCGAUGAGAACUUCAAGGUGUGGCUGCUGGAGAUGAACUCCAACCCUGCCCUGCACACCAACUGUGAAGUGCUGAAGGAGGUGAUUCCAGGCGUGGUGGUGGAGACCCUGGACCUGGCGAUGGAGACCUUCCAGAAGAGCUUGCACAGCCAGAAGAUGCUGCCCCUGCUGUCGCAGCGCCGCUUUGUGCUCCUACACAACGGCGAGGGGGACCCGGGGCGGCGCCCGGGGGGGCCCCGCCCACCGCCUUCGCUCCGCGCAGACAAGCCGGGAGCCCGCAGGCCCGUGCCCCCCCCCCCCGGGACCCGGACGGCGCCCAGGCCCGGGAGCCUUCCCCGGGGCCCGCCGAGGAGCAGCGCAAGAACACGGGCCACCGCGGCUCCUAGCGGGCGGCCGCCAGCGCCCUCUCGGGACCUAUAA
This is a messenger RNA of Ceratotherium simum simum (southern white rhinoceros), 2016 nucleotides long. The record is from RefSeq and is a predicted model, not a curated record. Lineage: Eukaryota; Metazoa; Chordata; Mammalia; Perissodactyla; Rhinocerotidae.